This is a messenger RNA of Oreochromis aureus, 1221 nucleotides long. RefSeq names its product neurexin-3b-like. Bases 1 to 1221 code for a protein of 406 amino acids. NCBI's taxonomy places the organism in Eukaryota, Metazoa, Chordata, Actinopteri, Cichliformes, Cichlidae. The transcript has 4 exons. The record is from RefSeq and is a predicted model, not a curated record.
AUGAAUCCAAACAGCCUACCUGGAUGUUUCCUUAUGCUGCUAAGUACCAUGCUGGGCCUAAGCACAGGCCUGGAGUUUACAGGCUCUGAAGGUCAGUGGGCUCGCUACCUGCGCUGGGAUGCCAGCACCAGAAGCGACCUGACGUUUCAGUUCAAGACUUCAGAACCAGAGGGCCUGAUGCUCUACUUUGAUGAUGGUGGAUAUUGUGACUUUCUGCUUCUCGCUGUAUCUGAGGGUAAGCUGCAGCUUCGCGUCAGUAUUGACUGUGCCGAGACCACCAUCACCUCAGAUAAAAUGGUUAACGACAGCCGCUGGCACUUUGCAGCAGUCAACAGGCACAAUUUGCGGACUGGCUUGGCCUUGGAUGGCCAAACCAAGACAGAAGAGGUGCGGCCUCAGCGGCAGUUCAUGAAUAUUGUCAGUGACCUCUUUCUUGGAGGCCUCCCAGGGGACAUCCGCACAUCUGCCAUCACCCUGCCCUCCGUCCGCGAGCUAGCUCCAUUCAAAGGAAUUAUCACAGACCUCAGUUAUGGGAGUAAGCUGCCCACGCUUAUCAAUAGUCAGAAAGUCCGCUUGGAGAUGAUGGGCCUGUGCACAGAGAACCCCUGUGAGAAUGGUGGGAUCUGCUCACUGGCAGAUGGAGAACCCUACUGUGACUGCUCCAGAACUGGAUAUGUAGGUCGAUACUGCACUGAAGGAGGAGGCCCUGAGGCAGAGCCAGGACAUGCUGCAGAGAUUACAUCUCUUGGCUGGCUUGGGAAUGCCUUGGUGCCCCCCCUGGAAGAGCUGAAGGAGGCAGCUGGGGGUCUGGGCAUUUCUGCUUACACUGCUGCCCCUGUGACCCUGGACCUUGCGAGGGAGGAGAACGUGGCCACCUUCCGCGGCUCGGAGUACUUCUGCUAUGACCUGUCACAGAACCCCAUCCAGAGCAGCAGCGACGAGAUCACGCUGUCCUUCAAGACCUGGCAGCGCAACGGCCUCCUCCUGCACACGGGGAAAUCCGCAGAUUAUGUCAACCUGGCACUGAAAGACGGGGCCGUCUCGCUCGUCAUCAAUCUGGGUUCUGGCGCUUUCGAGGCCAUCGUCGAGCCGGUCAAUGGAAAAUUCAAUGACAACAGCUGGCACGACAUCAAAGUGACACGCAACCUGAGACAGGUAAUCGGGGAACUGACAGAAGCUUACCACAAUCCCAAAGAUGGUGACCUCGACAACGAGCCCUAA